This is a messenger RNA of Arachis duranensis, 777 nucleotides long. Its product is annotated as glycine-rich cell wall structural protein. NCBI's taxonomy places the organism in Eukaryota, Viridiplantae, Streptophyta, Magnoliopsida, Fabales, Fabaceae. Bases 1 to 777 code for a protein of 258 amino acids. The transcript is spliced from 4 exons. The record is from RefSeq and is a predicted model, not a curated record.
AUGGCCACAUUCUCACGCAACUUCAAAUUGCAUGUUUUCUUAUUGUUGAUUGUUAUGGUCAUUGGAAUAGAAGCGCGGAAUAUCCAAUAUUUUUGUGGUGGCCAUGGAAAAGGUGGUGGUGAAGAAGGUGGAAGUUUUGGUGGUGGUGGAGGAGGAGGAAGAGGAGGUGGUGAUGGUGGUGCAGGUGGUGGGGGAAGCGUGGGAGUUGGUGUAGGUGCAGGAGGUGGUGCUGGUGUUGGUGGUGGAGGUGGUGCAGGUGGAGGAGGAGGUGGUCGAGUUGGUGGAGGUGGAGGUGGUGGUGCUGGAGCUGGUGUUGGUGCAGGUGGAGGUGCUGGAGUUGGUGAUGGUGGAGGAGGAGGUGCUGGUGUUGGCGGAGGUGGAGGUGGAGGUGGUCGAGUUGGUGGUGGUGGAGGUGGAGGUGCUGGGGCCGGUGUAGGUGGCGGGGGAGGUGCAGGUGUAGGUGGAGGUGUUGGAGUUGGUGCUGGUGGCGGUGCUGGUGUAGGUGGAGGAGGAGGUGCAGGUGCAGGUGGUGGUGGUGGCGGCGGCGGCAGAGUUGGUGGCGGUGGAGGCGGUGGCGUUGGGGCUGGAGCUGGUGGAGGAGGAGGUGUUGGGGCAGGUGGAGGUGCUGGGGUUAGCGCAGGUGUUGGUGUAGGAGCAGGGGCUGGUGUUGGUGCCGGAGGUGGUGCCGGAGCCGGAGCCGGAGCCGGUGCCGGUGGUGGUGCCGGUACAAAUGGCAGAAGAAAUAACAGAAUCGAAGGAAACGAUGGAAAAUUUUAA